CUUGAGAAAUUUGGCUUGCAGAUCCUACAUACAUGAUCCGGGCUAUUCCUAGCAUCGCUUCGGAUAAUGUCUACUGCACCCUACUUGCUCACGCUGCAGUUCAUGGAGCAAUGGCCGGGUAUACAGGCUUCACCGUCGGUUCUGUCAAUGGCAUACAUGCUUACAUUCCAUUUAACCGUAUCAUCGAGAAACGGAACAAGGUUGUCAUUACGGACAGGAUGUGGGCAAGGCUGGUCUCUUCAACUAACCAGCCAAGCAUCUUGAACCCCAUAGAUAUUGCUGAAGCCAAUAAAGAGAAACAUCCUGCAGUCAAUGGCUUGUUGAAUGGGUAAAACUGUAAAGACGGAAAGUCGAUGACCGAAGACAAUCCAAGCACACCAUGAGAGUUGCAUCGUAUAGUUCAUGUACGAGCCAUUCAUGUAAAUAUUCAGAUAGCACUAACGCUGGUUAGUGUCUGCUGUUGAAUGAAUCAUUUAUGGUUUAGAAAUUUAUGUGUAUAUGUACAUUGACGUGUUCGAAUUGGGAUUUCGAGAUGCUAUUUUAUAGAAAAUUGAUUAACCCAUUGUUCUGAUUU
This is a messenger RNA of Hibiscus syriacus, 574 nucleotides long. RefSeq names its product ATP-dependent 6-phosphofructokinase 1-like. Gene Ontology annotation, molecular function: 6-phosphofructokinase activity. Gene Ontology annotation, biological process: glycolytic process. The coding region runs from base 33 to 332 and encodes 99 amino acids. The transcript has 2 exons. Gene Ontology annotation, cellular component: cytoplasm. The record is from RefSeq and is a predicted model, not a curated record. Lineage: Eukaryota; Viridiplantae; Streptophyta; Magnoliopsida; Malvales; Malvaceae.